AUGCCUGCCGCACAGCAAGUCUUCGACAUUGCCGAGCUACUCGAGAUCAUCAUCUGCCAAGUGGACGCGCACCAGAGAAACAUCUUGAGCGAAUACUAUAAUGAACCUACUGCUUUGCACGCCGAGGAUGCGCUGGCUUCAUGUCAGAUACGGGAGCUCAAGCUCGUCAACAGAAGCUGGCGCGAUGCUAUCUCGACUUCAUGGGCUAUCCGCCGCGCUCGAGUCGUCGAAGGAGGCUCGAACCUUUCUUUAGAGAUCACUGAGGAUGAAGAUAUUGCGGAAAUGGUGAGGAAGGCGCUGUGUAACUCCAGAUUCACCAACGCUAUCUACGACGCGGAGGAUUGGAUUCGAGUGAAUCCAUCUUUGAAGAAGGUUCAUACCGUCAAAGUUACCGAGACCACCGGGCACUAUGCAGACGAAAAUGACGACUACUUCGAGUUGACGCUCCGGCUGCCCUCGCUUGUCGAAGUUGGAUCGCUGUCUCUGGACGAGUUUGUCACCGACCCGCCUUGCCAGGAGAUCACAAUGAGUCGAAUGUAUUGGGACCAGACUGAGGACUGGUGGUUGAUGCCGUUCGAUCGGGUGGUCUACUCGGUAUCGCAGGUCGCUGGAGUAAAGAUCAGGGAUAUAUUGACUGUACGAGAUCAACUCGAUGGACAAGAAAUGGACGACGUCCUUGAGGGUGAAGAGAUCGUGGCCAGCCUUCUGAUAGACACAAAACAUCCCAGGCCACAGUCGGUUGAGGACAUGAGGGUCUGCAUCUCCUACUCGGAUGGUCCACUUCCCCGCUACAGGAAGGCAUCGCACCGGCUCGGAUCAGGUGGAGUGAAGGCGUAUCUCCAGGAUCAAGCACUGGAAUGGCAUCCAAACAUGGACGUCAAGCCAAGCGAGGACGUCUGA
Messenger RNA from Fulvia fulva, 900 nucleotides. RefSeq lists its product as uncharacterized. The record is from RefSeq and is a predicted model, not a curated record. The coding region runs from base 1 to 900 and encodes 299 amino acids. The transcript is spliced from 3 exons. NCBI's taxonomy places the organism in Eukaryota, Fungi, Ascomycota, Dothideomycetes, Mycosphaerellales, Mycosphaerellaceae.